Messenger RNA from Prunus armeniaca (apricot), 1107 nucleotides. The record is from the annotation of a GenBank genome assembly. Lineage: Eukaryota; Viridiplantae; Streptophyta; Magnoliopsida; Rosales; Rosaceae.
AUGGCCAGAAACACACACACAGAUAACCCUCUCUCAAAGAAUGACUUUUAUGAGCGGCAAGGAAUAACCAGCAUGCUUGUUUGCACUUCGGGUUCGUCUUCAUGGACAUGGACAUUUGGCAGCAACAUAUUGGAGAUUGACUAUUCUUCAUCCCUAGCUGUCUCUACAAGAUCAAGACCUUCUCAAGUGCUUGAAGCUGCAGAAGCUCAUCAUAUUAAUUCUUCAUCAUUGUCAAAAACAAAUGAAACAACAACUCAUCUUCUCCCUCAUCAAAUUGGAGAAAAACAAGAGAUGGUAUGGAAUGAUCAAGGCCUAGGAGCUGAUGAAGUUAAUGUGACUUCUGCAUCUACAGUAACUAUAAAGAGAUAUAGCAGAUUAGAGAAACUUGAAGCAAAUUUGGCUGGAGUUCGGGCUUCGAUAAGAGAAGCUGCUCGAGUUCGAAAUCUAACCUCUACCCAUGAAGAUCCCGACUAUGUUCCUAAAGGACCAAUAUACAGGAAUGCAAAUGCUUUUCACAGGAGUUAUUUGGAGAUGGAGAGGCUUUUCAAGAUAUAUGUAUAUGAAGAAGGAGACCCACCAAUAUUUCACAAUGGUCCUUGCAAGAGCAUAUAUUCUACAGAAGGGAGGUUUAUUCAUGAAAUGGAAAUGGACAAUAACAUUUACAGAACCAGAGACCCUGAUGAGGCCCUGGUUUAUUUUCUCCCAUUUAGUGUGGUGAUGUUGGUUCAGUACCUCUAUGCGGCCGACUCCCAUAACACAGACUCCAUUGGACGGGCUGUCAUCGACUAUGUCAAUGUCAUUGCCGAUAAGCAUCCCUUCUGGAAUAGAAGCCUUGGCGCUGAUCACUUUAUGCUUUCUUGCCAUGAUUGGGGGCCGCGCACAUCUUCUUAUGUUCCUCAUUUGUACCACAAGUCCAUAAGAGUGUUAUGCAACGCCAACACUUCCGAAGGAUUCAAUCCUUCUAAAGAUGCCUCAUUUCCAGAAAUCCAUCUCCGAACUGGGGGAAAUCAAAGGACUUGUUGGUGGGCUCUCCCCAUCUCGCAGGUCGAUUCUUGCCUUCUUCGCAGGCCGGCUACAUGGCCACAUAAGGUACUUGCUUCUAAAUGA